AUGCCCUCGGACCUCGAUCUGGACCAGCUCUCUGAGAGCGAGAGAACUGCGCUAGAGAUGUACAUGGCCGUGACAAGCCAGGAACCCUCAGAAGCAAUUCUUCUACUGCGCAGGUCACAAUGGAAUGUUCAAAUAGCGAUAUCAAAAUUCUUCGACGGCGAAGGCCCCGAUCCGCUUGAAGAGGCGCGUUCAGCUCUUCAGACGCCGCCACCGCAGCCGAACCGCAUAACUCGGAAUCUGAUGACUGAAGAUCUGACUGAACAACUGUCUCGGGUUUCUCGCACACAUGCUGCAGACCCCGCCCCGCGAGUUGACACACAAUCCGGCGAUCAACCCAUUUACCGUCCGCCAUUCAUCCUCGCUUUACUCUUCACUCCGUUCAAUCUAGUCUACCGACUCCUCUGCAGCUCGUUCCGCUUGUUUGGCACGUUAUUCCCUUUCUUGCCACGCUUGUUCAAUGCGACCGCAAACCCCGCCCUGCAAGGUGCCCGCCGCAAUACCACUGGCCGCCGGACUCUGGCCCCCAAAGACACAGCCGCUCGAUUCAUCCGUGAGUUUGAAGAGGAGUAUGACUCCCAUCUCAUCCUGUUCCUGGAGAACGGAUACAACAUGGCGCUGGAGAGGGCCCACCGCGAUUUGAAGUUCCUACUGGUUGUUCUCCUGGCCCCCGAGCACGACGAUACGAAUAGCUGGGUCCGUAAUACUCUGCUGGCACCGGAAGUAUUGGAGUUCAUCAAUGACCCUCAGAACAACAUGAUAGUAUGGGGCGGUAACGUGCAGGAUUCCGAGGCCUACCAGGUAGCUAACUCGUUGCGCGUGACGAAAUUUCCCUUCGCAGCAGUCGUCGUCCACACCCCCAAUGUGUCAUCUACUGCUAUGUCAGUUGUGGGCAGAAUUGCAGGCAUCACCUCGUCAUCCGAGGUUGUGAACAAGCUCCGGACUGUUGUCACAUCCAAUCAAGAACCAAUCGAACGACUGCGAUCCUCCCGCGCCGAACAGCAAGCCUCGCGCAGUCUCCGCGAAGAGCAAGACUCCGCCUACGAGCGGUCGCUGGCGAUCGACCGGGAGCGCGCCCGUCAGCGACGGGAAGCCGAGGCAGCGCGUGAACGCCAGGAACAGGAAGCUGCCGGUCGCCAGGCGGCAGAGGAGCGGCGGCGUCGUGACCUCGCUCAGUGGAAGCUUUGGCGCGCACAGUCUCUUAGCGCAGAGCCCGGACCCGAUGUCAAGGAUGCGGUGCGGAUCAGCGUGCGGCUCCCAUCCGGUGAACGGAUCAUGCGCAAGUUCGCCCCCGAUGCGGACAUGGAAGAGCUCUAUGCAGUUGUAGAGUGUUACGAGGUCUUACAGGAUGCAGAGCAACCCAAUGCGACCGAACCCGAGGGGUUCGAGCAUCUAUACACAUUCCGAUUGGUUUCCCCAAUGCCCCGAACGGUGUACCCUGUGGAGGAAGGUGGUUCCAUUGGAGAGAAGAUCGGCCGCGGUGGGAAUCUGCUAGUAGAGCCCAUUGAGGAGGAGGAUGAUGAUGAUGACGAAGAUGGAGCAUCUGAAAUGUCCUAG
Molecule: messenger RNA, 1554 nt
Organism: Penicillium antarcticum
Lineage: Eukaryota; Fungi; Ascomycota; Eurotiomycetes; Eurotiales; Aspergillaceae
Product: clathrin-mediated endocytosis regulator UBX3
Exons: 2
Coding region: 1-1554 (517 amino acids)
Cellular component (GO): endoplasmic reticulum
Molecular function (GO): ubiquitin binding
Source: RefSeq, a predicted model, not a curated record